AUGGGGGGUAUUACGGCUCCCCUGAAAGAUGUGUUCCCCAAGGCCGGGUCAUUAUCUAGCUCUCGAGUAUUUACUACUGCCAAUGGCGAGGGCCUCAAAUGGAAGGAAAAAUCGAAACUAUACUGUGUCUCCACCUACAACGAUCUUACUCUUGCAACUUAUAACCACAGGUCACUCUCCGCAAUGUUUACUGGCAAAAAGGCUACAUUAGACAUCUCGCCAAAUGCCAUGCACUUGCUAGAUAUCCUGGUUGUAACGUGGGUGAUUAUGGCCAAGAAGUCUGUUGACAAGCAAAGCGAGGCGGUUGGUGAUGCGGCGGGUAGUGUAGCUUCUGCCGUGUCUGGAUAG
Molecule: messenger RNA, 348 nt
Organism: Rhizoctonia solani
Lineage: Eukaryota; Fungi; Basidiomycota; Agaricomycetes; Cantharellales; Ceratobasidiaceae
Exons: 4
Coding region: 1-348 (115 amino acids)
Source: RefSeq, a predicted model, not a curated record